AUGGAUGUAAUUCAGCCAACUUCCAAUCCUGCAAUCGACUAUCCAAAAUGGGCGUCCGAUUGUUCAACGUGCAAAGCCAUUUGGUACCAACUUACACAUCCUGACACCGCAUCAGAAGUCAAUCUUGGAUUCUACGAAGAAGCCCUUUCAACUACCUGCCAGAAUCAUAUAGUCCUUGUGGAAAGGUUUAUUGCUUCUAUCCGAUCUAAAGGCAUCGAUGAAGAACGUUACAACAUUGGUGAUCUUGGAUUCUACAAAAGGGGCGGGUUCCAUAGGGGCGUAUCACUUCUUGCCUCCAUAUCGAAAUCUGGCCAAGGGUGGAAGUUGCUGUUGUUGAACAAACCCGACGUUCCCAACCAUCCUGGUAACGGACGCAUACUGGACCCUGACUGGGCUGAUGUCGAAGCUGUUAAAGGGUGGAAACACAAGUGUCUUUCUUCUCACGGCUCGAAAUGUCAAAAUCUUCUCAAAGUUUCGUCUGCUCGACCUGCUUGGUUGGUGGAUGUGCAGAAUCAAUGCAUUGUCUCUGGUGAUGAAUCAAGCAGCUAUGUGGCGCUAAGUUACACCUACAGUAGCCAUACUCACCCAAAGAUUGCCGCGGAGGACUAUGCAAUGCUACAAGAACCCUUUGCCCUGGCAAACACAACUUUCUCAGCUUAUAUCUCGCCAAUUAUUCGCCACGCUAUGUAUCUGACCUCAACAAUCGAUGAGCGGUACUUGUGGGCUGAUGCACUCUGUGUUACUCAUCACGACCCCGAGGCUGCAUCUGAACAGCUAGCAACAAUGGGAACCAUCUAUGCGAAUGCUGUUGUGACUAUUAUCGCUGUAGAUGGUGAUUCACAGUCAGGUAUACCUGGGCUCAGGGGUAUUUCCAACCCUCGAGGGAUUCAGCAAGAGAUCAUCCCAUUCGGAGAUGAGACAAUCCUUGUUCGAAAUACGGAUAUUAACAGUAUGGGCCGAGUUGGAUCCAAUUACAAUCAUAAUAGAGGUUGGACAUUUCAAGAAUAUUCAUUUUCGGGCAGAAAGAUCGUACUGCUCGAUCGCGAGCUGCACUGGAUGUGUGCAUGCACUACCUGGCAUGAGGAGGUCACUCUGUUUACUGAAAUUGAUCAUAUUUUCAGAUACCAAUUCGACCUCCUGACGGCUGGGUUCCCAGCUGACUUUUGUCUUACGCAACAUGCCAUGGCUUACAACCAACGAGCCUUAACCUUCCAAGAAGAUGCCCUACCCGCCAUUUCAGGUCUACUAUCAGUUCUCAGUCGAUCCUUCGAGGGAGGGUUCCUGUACGGAAUACCAGAAAUGUUCUUUGAGCAUAGCCUGGGCUGGUGGGGCAUGGAUAUGGUGCGUCGGGUUUCCUCAGACAGACCUACUGAGAAGCAAUUCGCAUUCUCUGGUUUACCUUCGUGGUCCUGGCUGGGCUGGCAAGGUGGAGAGGUCAUAGCUGAGGAAUGGGAGAAGUUGGACCUGAAGAAGAUUUCGCUCGUUCUUGGGUAA
Messenger RNA from Fusarium pseudograminearum CS3096, 1494 nucleotides. RefSeq lists its product as uncharacterized. The transcript has 2 exons. NCBI's taxonomy places the organism in Eukaryota, Fungi, Ascomycota, Sordariomycetes, Hypocreales, Nectriaceae. The record is from RefSeq and is a predicted model, not a curated record. The coding region runs from base 1 to 1494 and encodes 497 amino acids.